Peromyscus maniculatus bairdii (prairie deer mouse) is the source of this 803-nucleotide messenger RNA. Its product is annotated as protein RoBo-1-like. The record is from RefSeq and is a predicted model, not a curated record. Lineage: Eukaryota; Metazoa; Chordata; Mammalia; Rodentia; Cricetidae.
AUGGCCUGGUCCUGCAGCCUGAAGAGCCUCCUCACAGUCUUUGUCUUCACCAUCUUCGCUGUCGGCUCUGUGGAGAGCUACCAGUGUACAAUAUCUUCUUGUGCAAGCGAGUCAUGUUCUCCGGCCACAAGUUUUUGUACAGCCACUAAAGGCUGCUUCAAUCAAAUCCAGAAAUUUGAUACACCAUCUACACUUACAGACCUUGUGUUGAAGCAAAAAGGGUGUUACCCAGACACAUGCAGUGCACUGACAUUCUCAGCAACACUGGGGGAUCAACGGAGAUUUAUCUAUGAGAACAAGUGCUGCACAACUGACAAAUGCAACCUAGAGGACAUAACUCCAUCUUCGUCUUCUGAACCCAAUGGUGUGGAAUGUACUGCCUGCUACAAUGAGAAAGAGAAGUCAUGCUCCUCUGUUACUACCCUGAAGUGCACAGGGAACGAGAAAAAGUGUAUCGAGGUUACCGGCUUGGAUGCACAAACUUCCAGCUUAAGGCUGUAUGGGAAAGGCUGUGCAACUGAAAACGCCUGCAAUCUGAACAUGAAAGUCCUCAAUGAUGUACAAAUCCAAGCCUCAUGCAUCCCAGAAGUUUCCAUCUCACCUGUUCCCACUUCAACUGUUCCCACUUCAACUGUUUCAAACAAUGGGAACCCUGCCCUCAAAUCCAUUUCAUCAGCUCCCAUUAUUCUGCUCCUGCUGAAAGCCUUGCUUUGAUCAUCCAGGAACUGGCAAUCUCACAAUCCUAUGCAUAUGGACCCAUUGGCAUGUUUGGGUGACUAUUUCGAAAACACAGAGCAAAUAAA